Varanus komodoensis (Komodo dragon) is the source of this 1974-nucleotide messenger RNA. RefSeq names its product vomeronasal type-2 receptor 26-like. Gene Ontology annotation, cellular component: membrane. The coding region runs from base 1 to 1974 and encodes 657 amino acids. Lineage: Eukaryota; Metazoa; Chordata; Lepidosauria; Squamata; Varanidae. Gene Ontology annotation, molecular function: G protein-coupled receptor activity. The transcript has 4 exons. The record is from RefSeq and is a predicted model, not a curated record. Gene Ontology annotation, biological process: G protein-coupled receptor signaling pathway.
AUGGAUAAUGACAAUGGGGAGCGAUUCCUGCAGAUGGUGGUCCCAUUGUUUUCCAUGAGUGGUGUUUGUGUUGCCUUCAUCGAAAAGAUCCCUGAACUAGCUCAUGGCAGGGAUAUGAAAAACAUCAUGGAGAAGGGGGCAAAAAUACGUGAUAAUAUUGCGGACAGCACAGCCAAUGUAUUGGUGGCCAAUGGAGAAUCGUAUUCCAUGGCAUUUUUUAGAUUCUUACCAUAUCUCUCAGAACGAGGCUAUGUGGAAAAUACACCAAUUGGUAAAGUAAUAAUUUUGACAGCUCAGGUGGAGCUCACGUCAUUUGUCUCUCAAAGCAAUUGGAACAUAGACUUUUUCCAUGGUGCUCUUACUUUCACAAUUCAAUCUAAUGAUGUCCCAGGAUUUCAAGAAUUCCUUAAAGCACAAGACCCUUCCAGUCCAAAAGGAGAUGGUUUUCUUAGGUCCUUCUGGCAAAACGCUUUCAUCUGUGUAUUUCGAGAUCCAUUUCUGGGCAAUGCAGAUGGGAAUAUGUGCACUGGGGAUGAGAAGUUGGAGAGUCUUCCAGGGUCAUUCUUUGAAAUGAGUUUGACCGGCCACAGCUACAAUGUCUACAAUGCUGUCCAUGCGGUGGCCCAUGCCUUGCAUGCCAUGACUUUAUCUAGUCUGAACAACAGAGGAAUGGUGACCAGAGGUGGACUGACAUUUCAGAGCCAAGUACAGUGGCAGCUCCAUCAUUUUCUGAAGCUUGUUUCAUUUAACAAUAGUGCUGGGGACCAGGUUUCUUUUAACCAGAAUGGAGAGUUAGUAACUGGAUUUGAUGUGAUCAACUGGAUUGCCUCCUCAAACCAAUCCUUUGGAAGGGUGAAAGUUGGUAGGAUGGAUGCCAAGGCUGCUGCAGUCCAAGCAUUCACCAUCAGUCCAGAAGCCAUAACAUGGAACAGUUGGUUUAAUCAGGCACAGCCUCUAUCUGCAUGCAGUGAGAGCUGUAAUCCUGGUUCUAGGAAGAAGGUCAAGGAAGGGGAGCCAUUUUGCUGUUACGAUUGCAUCCCAUGCCCCAAAGGGAAGAUUUCAGGCAAGAAGGAUAUGACUUACUGUUAUUCAUGUGAAGAUGAAAAGUACCCAAGCAAGCACCAGGAUUUCUGCAUCCUCAAGUCUGUUAACUUCUUUUCUUAUGAAGAACCUUUGGGCAUCAUUUUAACCUCUUUCACUAUUCUCUUCUGCUUGAUCACGGCUUUGGUGCUAGGAAUUUUUCUGAAGCAUCACGAGACGCCCAUCGUCAAAGCCAACAACCGGCACCUCACCUACACUCUCCUCCUCUCCCUCCUGCUCUGCUUCCUCUGCACACUGUUCUUCAUUGGUCAGCCACACCAGGUGACAUGUCUCCUGCGACAAACUGCUUUUGGCCUCAUCUUCUCAGUGGCUGUUUCUUGUGUGCUCACAAAGACAGUCAUGGUGGUUUUGGCCUUCAGGGCCACCAAACCUGGAUGCACAAUGAGGAAAUGGAUGGGGAAGAGCCUGGUCAACACCCUCCUUCUUUCCUGCUGUCUUCUUCAGGCAGUCAUCUGCCUGAUCUGGUUGGCAACUUCUCCUCCUUUUCCAGAUAUUGACAUGCAUUCAGUGGCUGAAGAAAUCAUCCUGGAAUGCAAUGAGGGAUCCAUGAUGAUGUUCUAUUGUGUCCUGGGCUAUCUGGGCUUCCUGGCAAUGGUCAGCUUCAUGGUGGCUUUUCUUGCCAGGAGGCUGCCGGACAGUUUCAAUGAGGCCAAGUUCAUUGCUUUCAGCAUGUUGGUCUUUUGCAGUGUGUGGUUAUCCUUUGUGCCUUCCUACCUGAGCACCAAAAGGAAAUGCUUGGUGACUGUAGAGAUCUUUUCUAUCUUAGCCUCCAGUUCUGGCUUGCUGGUUUGCAUCUUCUUCCCCAAAUGUUACAUCAUUUUGCUGAGACCUGAGUUGAACAAGAAGGAACAUCUAAUAAGGAGAACAACUUGA